AUUCUAGGCACAGCGUCAUAACCUAGAAAUUGUAGCGUGCCGAAAAUCUCUUGCACGUUUUCUCCCUGUGUGUGUUCAUCUCGUGUUGCUGUUAAGUUUUUCAAUUUACGUUUUCUAAAGAAUUUUAAUUAUGACUGACGUAAAAAAUAUUAAAACCCCAAACAAGAGGAAGAGUAUGCCAAAUGAUAAGGCACCACAAUCCGCUAAAAAAACGAAACCAAACAACCCAGGUAAAACCCCCAACAAGGGCAAAUCUCCACAGAAAAAUGCCAAUGCUGUCAGCCCUAAGAAGCAAAAUAACACCCCACAAAAAGCUGCCAAGUUGGAGAAGUUUGCCGGUACAGGUAAACCAAAAGCUACUCCAAAGGCAGCCCCAGAAAAUGCUGCACCAAAUGCUGACAAAAAAGUACAGAAGCCAAAAGUAAAACGUGAAGCAGGUGAAAAAAAGAAGAAAGGACAGUUCUUUGAAUUAAAACAGAAAGUCAUUGGGGGCAACAAGGCAAUUGUUAGUGAUAUUGAAGCCAAGAUUGCGGCAAUUGAAGGGAGAACGGAAGUCACAAAAACUGCCAAGAGAAAGUUGGCUCUAUUGAAAAAACUUAAAGCUGAAGCUGAAGGUAAACCAAAACCAGUUGCUGGUAAACAGGAAAAGAAACCUGGUCCCUCUAAGGCAACCAAAAGGCGUGAAAGAAGGAAAAAUAUGAAGAAGUUAUUGGAGGAUGACGAUGAUAAGAAGGUGGAAAAAAAGACUGGCAAAAAGGAAGCUGGAGCAAAGAAGGCAGCACCUUCUAAAAAGGUAGUAGCUAAGAAAGAAGAACCAGAAUCUGAAGAUGAUGAAGGUGAAGAAGAAGUAGAGGAAGAUUCUGAUGAAGAAGGAUCAGAGGUUGAAGAAGAUUCUGAUGCUGGCGAUGAAGAGGAAGAUGAUGACGACGAUGACAAUGAUGAGGAGGUGGAGGAGGAUGAUGAUUCCGAUGAUGAGGAAGAAUCAUCUGAUGAAAUUGACACCAGCACAUUAAAUUCUACAGUUGCUGAUGAAUCAGAAGAUGAUGAAUCUGAAGAAGAAAACGAUUCAUCAGAUGAAGAAUCUGAUGAACCAAAACAGGAACAAAGUAAUAAAAUGAAAAAAAAACCUGUAGAAAAUGAUUCUGAAGAGGAGGAUGAAUCAGAAGAUCUAGCUCCAGUAAGUAAACCAAUAAAUAAAAAAAUAAAGCAAAACAAACAAAAUCCAAAACCCAAAGAAAAUGCCACAGCUGCAGAUGGACAACCUAAGGAAAAGAAGCCAAAAAAGGAAGUUGAAAUAAAGGAUUUAAAAAAAAUCGACAUUGUGAAGCAAAAUCAAAAGAGAUACGUUGUUUUUGUCGGAAACAUUCCAUAUGACGCGACCCCCGCAAAUUUAAAAGAGCAUUUCUCGAAAGUUGGAAAUGUGAAACAUGUCAGAAUACCAACAGAGAAAAAAUCCAAUAGACCCAGAGGUUUUGCUUAUGUUGAAGUCGACAACGAAGAAGCUUAUCAGCGGAGCUUAUCCAUGCAUCACUCCCAAUUGAACGGACGUAGAAUCAAUGUUCUGUAUACAGAAGGUGGUAAAAAGAAGGGCGAUGACCAGAAAAAGAAAAUUAAGGAAAAAAACUUCAAAUUGGAUGCUAUGAGAAGACGGGGUCAAUUGGCUGGUAGCAAAAAGGAUUCCCAAAAAAGGUCCUUUAGAAGGGCUAAAAAAGCAAAAUUAGAGAAGACUCAGAAUGAUGAAUAAGUAACUUGUAAAUGUUUAAGACUGUUAUUGUGUUUGCUUUUGAAGGUAAGUAGGUAAUCAUUCUGUGGAAUUUAAACAAAAAAAUUACUUUAACUGAUUUAUUUGAACACAAAAGUGAAAUUGCACAUAUUUUAUACUUUACAUAUAACAUUUUUUAGUUAUAGAAAACUGUCCUUGUUCAGUUAUAUGUAUGAUUACAGUAAUUAUAUUAUUAAUUAUCAUAUAAUAAAAAUUAAAUUUUU
Molecule: messenger RNA, 1986 nt
Organism: Brassicogethes aeneus
Lineage: Eukaryota; Metazoa; Arthropoda; Insecta; Coleoptera; Nitidulidae
Source: the annotation of a GenBank genome assembly